Alternaria ethzedia is the source of this 750-nucleotide messenger RNA. RefSeq lists its product as uncharacterized. The transcript has 2 exons. Bases 1 to 750 code for a protein of 249 amino acids. NCBI's taxonomy places the organism in Eukaryota, Fungi, Ascomycota, Dothideomycetes, Pleosporales, Pleosporaceae. The record is from RefSeq and is a predicted model, not a curated record.
AUGCAAAAAGGGUUCGAAGACGAGGUCGCCUUUGCGAACGGAAACAUGAUCACUGUCAAAGUUGGUGAAGCUGACCAGGAUGUGUUCAUGCUUCCUGAAGAUCGCCUUCGUGCCUCGUCCGAGUUCAUCGAUGCAGCGAUGAGGGGACCAUGGAAAGAAUCGCAAGAGCGCAUGGUUUCGUUACCCAACUUCGACAGAAAAUUGUUUGCCGUCUACCUCCAGUGGCUUCUCACAGGCGUUGUCCACAGUCGACAACGCGGUGAUGAUCCGUUAUCAGCCUUGUUGCAAGAGCUCGUGAAGCUACCUGAACUGUUCAACCUGGGUCAUUAUUUACUCGACACCGACUUUAGGGAUGCUCUAAAUGACAGCCUCAUGCAAUGCGUAAUCGAACUACAGGGUAGAUCGGCUGUAUUCUCUCCAAGCUAUGGAUCGAAGUUCUACCAGAACGUACCAGAUGGGUCGCCAACCAGAAAACUCAUCACAGACAUCAUUGUAUGGGGCAAUCGCGGCGCCGCACUCCGAGCAUUGCCUGCAAAAAUCGACACCAUGGAACCGGACUUGAUCAUGGACCUCCUCCUGGCUGUCACUGGAAGAUAUGUGUCUCUGAAGCCAGACAAGUACCCGUUCGACAAGUGGCAGACUAGCUGCAAGUACCACUGUCACGGCGACGAGAAGGUCUGCUAUAGGCAGAAAGCUAGCACGUAUGUCACGUCUUUUACUGGUGACUUGACCGCGGCUGAACGAGAAUAG